AUGGUUGGUGUGCCGCGCAGCGAAGGCUGUGGCACAUGCAUCAAGCGGCGGGUCAAGUGCGACCAAGAGCGGCCGGCAUGUCGUCGCUGUCGCGAUCGGAACAUCGAGUGUGCGGGCUACCAGCGGCGGUUGAGAUUCUACCAUCAGACCCCUGCUUCCAUUAGCGGUCGCAAACGGAAGGAAACCGGUUUACCGAGAGCAAAAGACCAGGAUAUUCGAGCGGUUGCAUUGGCUACGCGAGUCAUUACCGCGCGAGCGGGCAUGGAUAAUCUCCUGGCGCCCAGUCUGGCGAGCGCGGCGGCCGACCUCCAGAUGAAGGAGGUUUUCCAUUCCUUCAUAAUGGCUUGCUUCCCCGGCCUGUUCUGCGCGUGGAGAAACCGCGUCCAGCUCAACUGGCUGGAUUUCGUCCGGCAUCAUCUCGACACGUCGUCGCACGCGCUGAUCUGGAGUAUCCGCAGCCUGAGCACAUGGCAUCUGGGCCAGUCGCAGCAGAACCAGGACGUCAUCCUGAGUAGCCGACACAUGUACGGUCGCGGGCUGCGCCAUUUGAUCCAGUCGCUGCGGGACCCCCGCCGCGCCACAUCGAACUGGACCCUCAUGGCGGCCAUCCACCUGGGCAUCUACGAGAUGCUCCAUGGCCUCGGCGACAAAUCGUGGCUCGUGCACUCGCGCGGCAUCGCAAAGCUAUUCCACCUGCGCGGACCAGACGCCCACCGCGACGGAUUUGGACGCACGCUGCUGGUCGCGUACCGCGCGUUCCUAGUGGCCGACGCCUUCGUCUGCCAGGAGCCGUGCUUCCUCGCCGAGCACGGAUGGCGCUCCGUGAUGCACGAGUUCGUGGCGGCGGAGCGCCGCGACGGGAAGAGCUCGCGGCUCGGCGAGACCAUCGAGUUCGCGUUCAACGAAAUCGUCCUGUGUCCAGGGCUGUUUGUUCAGACGCGCGACUUGGUUGCGGCGCGGGAUGCGUCAGAGAUUCUGCAGGAGUCGCUGGUUGCGCAGAUCACGCGGAGCCGCGACCGGCUCUGCGAUCUUGAGGGCCAGAUGGGGCCGCUGCUCGGGGAGCAGAAGGGUAUGAUCGAGCAACGAGAUGAUCUGAUGGGUCUUAUUCCGGCUGAGGUUGUGAGCAAGGUCGCGCAGUUGUCUUAUCAGGGCAUACGAUCGGCGAUUGCCAUGCUCAAUCAGCUACUCAUCGUCCUGGAAGCGGCGAGGGGCAGGACAGCGCUGGAUUCGUCAUCAAACUCGAUAGAUUGCCCCUGGAAGUUAUCGAUAGAGGCGGAGCCCUUGAUCGGAAUACAAAUUCAGCGGCCAAUUCCUGAAGGCCAUGAGGGUGAUUCCCAGGACCAGUUGGACCAGUUGGACCAGCUCGCGUUGUCAAUGGGCAUGAUGCGGACCUGA
Aspergillus clavatus NRRL 1 is the source of this 1395-nucleotide messenger RNA. RefSeq names its product Zn(II)2Cys6 transcription factor. Lineage: Eukaryota; Fungi; Ascomycota; Eurotiomycetes; Eurotiales; Aspergillaceae. The transcript is spliced from 2 exons. Gene Ontology annotation, molecular function: zinc ion binding; DNA-binding transcription factor activity, RNA polymerase II-specific. The record is from RefSeq and is a predicted model, not a curated record. Bases 1 to 1395 code for a protein of 464 amino acids. Gene Ontology annotation, biological process: regulation of DNA-templated transcription.